GAAGGUUUGCUAAUAAAUUUUUAAUAUCAAAUUGAUAGAAUUUUUAAUGGAACGCUAAAAACAAUGCAUGCUCCGUUAGGGUAGGUUUCUAAAUUUAACUAACUAUUUAGUUACAUAGCCAACCUCUGGCUGCAUGUCCAAAGAGCGUAAAAACUAGUUGAAGUCAUUAAGCCUGAAAGCCCUUAUGUAACCUGGAAAAUCGUCUGAAUUACUUUACUCUCCCAGUGGAUACCUUUUUUGUAUAUGCAAUCACGAAAACUAAUAUUGCUAUUUUAUAUGUAAAGUGCUUUAAUGUAACAGUUUCAUUUCGUCGGGAACUUUGAACACAUUGAACGCAAAAAUAUCUUUGUAAAUAAAAUGGAUACUGGUAAGCUUCCAAAAUUUUCUAUACUUUUAAACCAUCAAAUUUUCCAAUGAACUAAGGCUUUGGGCUUAUAGCGAAGUUAAAAUAAUUUUAGUAUGUAUCUGGGCCUCAUGAUAUAAGCACUCCAAAUUAAUUGAAAAUGUUGUGUGUGUGUUUGGAUAAGUAGAUUCAAUAACAAAUAACAUCCUUUGAACUUUUCUAUUUAAAAAUUGCAUUUGCUGCUUAUCUAAUUUAUGUUUAAAUAUGAACAAUGAAAUUUGAUUUGCAUACAUACUUUGUCUAAAUAAGGGCAAAUGCGAAAAAGUGCAAAAACGGCGAUUUUUCAGGUAAUCAAUCUUCAAAUAUUAGAAAAUUAUAUUUUAUUUUCAGAUAAGAUUGCCGAUACCAGUAUAUACUCAACCCCAGGCUUCUUAUCAAAUCAAGAAGAGUUGGAAAACAAGACGCACAUCGAUUUAAUAGAAAGAUUUAAAGAAAAUUGGGGUGUAAGAUAUUGGACUCAGGGAUUUUUCAACGAAGAAUAUAUUUACGAUAUUAACAUUCAUUGGUUAAAAUUUAACCCUCCAAAAAGUUCUCAUUUUAUUAUUUUGGGGGUACUGUAUAUUGUGAUCAUGACGUUUGGUUGUAUGGGCAACGGUUUGGUGGUUUUUCUAUUUUGCAGGAGCAAAUCUUUACGGACCCCAGCCAACAUGCUAAUUGUUAACUUGGCUGUAAGCGAUUUUUUAAUGCUUCUAAAAAUGCCUGUGUUUAUUUACAAUUGCUUCUACCAUGGUCCUGUUUUAGGAGAUAUAGCUUGUCGUAUCUAUGGAUUUUUUGGAGGGCUUUGUGGCACAGCAUCCAUAGGAACACUGGCAGCUAUUUCAUUUGACCGAUACUUUGUAGUCAAGUAUCCUCUAAAACGAUUUUCCAGACAUCGAAUUUAUUUUUGUUUGAUAUUCUCCUGGAUCUACGCUCUAUGUUUUUCCCUAAUCCCGUUGCUGGACAUUGGCUUUGGCAAAUAUCAAUACGAGGGCUAUUUGGCAAGUUGUAGCUUUGACUAUUUAUCAGAAAAAAAAGCCAUUAGAAUGUUCAUUUUAAUUUUCUUUUUUGCUGCUUUUAUAGUUCCCUUGAGUAUCAUUAGCUUUAGCUACUAUAAAAUUGUAAGAGUUGUUGGAGGCAGAUCUAGAGCAGUAAAAGACAAAAGGGAUUCAAUUAGGCAUGUGAAAGAAGAAGACGAACGCAAACAAGAACUCAAAUUAGCUAUCAUAGUCCUUAUAGUAAUAUUUCUAUGGUUGUUCUCAUGGACUCCUUACGCCACUGUAGCUUUGUUAGGAAUAUCUGGCAACAAACACCUAAUCACUCCUCUAGCGUCAAUGAUUCCUGCAUUAUUUGCCAAAACUACCAGCGCCAUAGAUCCAUUUGUUUACGCAAUGUCCCAUCCAAAAUUUAGAGAAGAAUUAUGGAAAGUAUUGAAAAUCUUCAAGAAAAAAAAGAAUCCAAAAAAUAACCGUAAAGUUUGGUCAACUGAACCGACAUUUGAUACAUCAAUAACAUUUGCAUCCAGAGCCUCUUCAUAUGACGACGAUGAUGGCGUGGAAGAAGAAAUGGUUGAACUUGGAUUGCCUUCAGUUGCUGCCGAAGAAUUUUCAUUUGAAAGAUUUGAAAAAAUGGAUUUUAAGUCAAAGGAGCGGGAAUUGAAAAGACGAGCUUCAGCGGCCAGUCUGUUAUGUUUCAAACCAACUUUUACUAAUAAACGUUCUAGUUUUAGAAGACUGUCAAGGCGUAUAUCGACUUUAAGCAAAUCUCGAAGCAAGGAGGAAGAUGAAAGUACAAAUUAGGAAUAGAAAAGUUUCAUGUUUUGAUUUAUGCAAUCAAUCUCAAAAUUAGUUUGAUGUUUCAUUAAAUAGGAUAGAUUUUUGUAUUUAUUUGCUAUAUUUAUAUAAAUUAUGAGAAAUAAAC
This is a messenger RNA of Ceutorhynchus assimilis (cabbage seed weevil), 2299 nucleotides long. Lineage: Eukaryota; Metazoa; Arthropoda; Insecta; Coleoptera; Curculionidae. The record is from the annotation of a GenBank genome assembly.